AUGUAAUCGGUAACUUUUUCGAGCAAUACGGCACAAACAUUAUCGAUUGGCCACAUCGUGAUUGCUGCAACGUGAUGGCUCCACCAAAUGGAUAUGCAUUUGUCAUAUUCGAUCAUGAGCAUGCGGUACGCCGACUUAUUAAUGCGAGCGAUGUGAAGCAAGGCAAACUGCUUGUCGAUAUGAAGGACGGUGAGACGGAGAUUAAAACGAUAAAUGAAGAUUUGCCCUCACUUCCUGUUGGCGCUGGAGAUCCAACUGUGGGCGUUGCCUUUUCCGGCAAAGGAUUUGGGGUAUGGCUUUUGUCAAACUCCGAUUUUGAUUCAUAG
Molecule: messenger RNA, 326 nt
Organism: Loa loa (African eye worm)
Lineage: Eukaryota; Metazoa; Nematoda; Chromadorea; Rhabditida; Onchocercidae
Exons: 3
Biological process (GO): negative regulation of cytoplasmic translation
Cellular component (GO): synapse; nucleus; neuron projection
Molecular function (GO): ribosome binding; mRNA regulatory element binding translation repressor activity; mRNA 3'-UTR binding
Source: RefSeq, a predicted model, not a curated record